UAAAUAUCAAUAUUGUUUUGUUUAUAUUUGUUUUCAAUGGCUUGCAUUCUAGAAGGGGUUAGCAGUAAAGAACGUAUACUAUAACCUCAUGCCAGUAAAUAUUCUACAGCAUAAUUCUUCAUCAGACUCUGGCUUUAGACAAACAGGUUUCUGGAAGGCCGCCCUCUUUCAGAAAAUGAACUGUUCUUGUGCCCUCGCAUGUCUAGUCGUAUGUUACAUCUGUCAGUGGAAACCACUCAAUAGAUGAGCAAAGAGUCAGGGUAGUAGAAAGCCUUGAAUGCAAAUUUAAUCUUUAGUCUGUAGCCAGUAGCGAUCCAGUGAAAGGUUUAUAGCAGGAGAGUAAGCCAACAAGAGCUGUGUUUUCUGGAGAUGAAUUUGCAUGUCUUCAGGAGAGAGUCAAGGAGGAAGAAAUCAGAGCAUGAGUCCUCAAGCCCCUGGGUAAAAUGAUCCGUUUCAAGGGCAGAUCUCUGCCCAGGUAGGACAGAGGCUUCUCCGGCAUAAUGCAUCCUUUCCUUUCACAUGUCUUUCAGAACUGGUUAAAGUCCUAUGGCUAUCUGCUUCCCUAUGAUUCACGGGCAUCUGCGUUGCACUCAGGGAAGGCCUUACAGUCAGCUGUCUCCACUAUGCAGCAGUUUUACGGGAUCCCAGUCACCGGUGUGUUGGAUCAGACAACAAUCGAAUGGAUGAAGAAACCCCGAUGUGGUGUUCCUGAUCACCCUCACUUGAGCCGUAGGCGGAGAAACAAGCGUUAUGCCCUCACUGGACAGAAGUGGAGGCAAAAACACAUCACCUACAGCAUUCACAACUAUACCCCAAAGGUGGGUGAGCUAGACACACGGAAAGCUAUUCGCCAGGCUUUUGAUGUGUGGCAGAAGGUGACCCCACUGACCUUUGAAGAGGUGCCAUACCAUGAGAUCAAAAGUGACCGGAAGGAGGCAGACAUCAUGAUCUUCUUUGCUUCUGGCUUCCAUGGAGACAGUUCCCCAUUUGAUGGGGAAGGUGGAUUCCUGGCUCAUGCCUACUUCCCUGGCCCCGGAAUUGGAGGAGACACUCACUUUGACUCAGAUGAGCCAUGGACAUUAGGAAACGCCAACCAUGAUGGGAAUGACCUCUUCCUGGUGGCUGUGCACGAGCUGGGCCACGCACUGGGAUUGGAGCACUCCAACGACCCCAGCGCCAUCAUGGCACCCUUCUACCAGUACAUGGAGACACACAACUUCAAGCUGCCUCAGGAUGAUCUCCAGGGCAUCCAGAAGAUUUACGGACCCCCAGCCGAGCCCCUGGAGCCCACAAGGCCCCUCCCCACGCUCCCUGUCCGCAGGAUCCAUUCACCGUCUGAGAGGAAGCAUGAGCGCCAGCCCAGGCCUCCUCGGCCACCCCUCGGGGACAGGCCAUCCACACCCGGUGCCAAACCCAACAUCUGUGAUGGCAACUUCAACACAGUGGCUCUCUUCCGGGGCGAGAUGUUUGUGUUUAAGGAUCGCUGGUUCUGGCGCCUGCGCAAUAACCGGGUGCAGGAGGGUUACCCCAUGCAGAUCGAGCAGUUCUGGAAGGGCCUGCCUGCCCGCAUAGAUGCAGCCUAUGAAAGGGCUGAUGGAAGAUUUGUCUUCUUCAAAGGUGACAAGUACUGGGUGUUUAAGGAGGUGACGGUGGAGCCUGGGUACCCGCACAGCCUGGGGGAGCUGGGCAGCUGUCUGCCCCGAGAAGGCAUUGACACGGCUCUGCGCUGGGAACCCGUGGGCAAGACCUACUUUUUCAAAGGCGAGCAGUACUGGCGCUACAGCGAGGAGCGGCGGGCCACAGACCCUGGCUACCCAAAACCCAUCACCGUGUGGAAGGGCAUCCCACAGGCUCCCCAAGGGGCCUUCAUCAGCAAGGAAGGAUAUUACACCUAUUUCUACAAGGGCCGGGACUACUGGAAGUUUGACAACCAGAAACUGAGUGUGGAGCCUGGCUACCCACGCAACAUCCUGCGUGACUGGAUGGGCUGCAACCAGAAGGAGGUGGAACGGCGCAAGGAGCGGCGGUUGCCCCAGGACGACGUGGACAUCAUGGUGACCAUCAACGACAUGCCAGGCUCUGUGAAUGCGGUGGCCGUGGUCAUCCCCUGCAUCCUGUCCCUCUGCAUCCUGGUGCUGGUCUACACCAUCUUCCAGUUCAAGAACAAGGCAGGCCCUCAGCCUGUCACCUACUAUAAGCGGCCAGUCCAGGAGUGGGUGUGAGCAGCCUAGAGCCCUCUCUGUCCACUCAGUCUGGCCAGGCAGGCCCUUCCUCACCAGGGUCUGAGGGGCAGCUCUGGUCACUGCCCACUGGAGCCAGCAGGGCCCUAGGCUAGGGGUCAUAUAGUUGAAGUGGUGGGCGCAUUGGCCUAGGAUGAAUGUGGGGCAGGGAGUGAUGGCUGCUGUGCCCCAGAUGCCAGCCUUCUGUCCUGGGUAAACUGCUCCCUACUCAAGGGAAUAGGCCAGGCCCCAUGCCAGGUGGAGGCCCUGUGGUCACUGCAUCCUGUGGUGUCCAUGAGACGCCACAGCUUGGUUCCUGGCUGGACCCAGCACCUCCUGUGGGAAGCCAGCACUAGUGCUCUCAGUCCCAUCUGGGAGAAGCCACCAGUCCUGGUCCCUCUUUGCCAACACCUGCUGGUCAGAUGUCCCCCCACCCCCACCCCACUGUUCUCCAAGGCUACAGGACCCCUGCUGCCAACACAGUGGGCAACAAGACGGGUUUCCCCUGCUGGCAUGCAGCAGAUCCCUCAGGAAACCUGCUCCACACAUCAGGGUCUCCUCUGAGACCCAGGAUUUAGGGUCACAUGCUGCAGGCAGGGCUGUGGCCCAGCCGGGUCUCACAAGGACCCAGCUGUCACAUCUUGAACAUUUAAAUGUCCUGUCUCUACUGUUUAAAGUCCCAUUCUGCAAAGGCUGCUUGAGGCUUUAGGUGAAUUAGAGGUGACUGUCUUGGUGAUGAGGCCGGUGACAGGCCAUGUCCCAGGUGAUAAGGACCACGGUGCUGCUAAGGCCACUCUAACACCCAGACACCCCAGGAGCCAGGCCCUCCUCCUGAGACUAAAGCACUGGGGCAGGAGCUGACCCUAUUUCUGGAGGCUGAUCUGAGUUUGUGACCAUCCUCCACUCUCCUUACUUUCUCCCCGUUCCCUCAGUCUCUAGCAGCACUCCAGCCUGUAGCUUGUGGCCUGGGGGCUCAGUCUGACUGGUGGCGUGAGGCAGAAAUGGCUUCAGGCCAACAUCCUCAUGGCCUUGGGUAAGGGAGUCAGGGCAGCCUUCUCAAGUGCUCAGAGCCCAUACCCCCCACGUACCCUGAGGCCCACUCAAUCCCUCAGACUGGAACCUGUGUUCGUAUCAUGAGCUUGGCCCUUGCUAACCCAGCUCUCUAGGCCAUUUUCCUGCGUUGCUCUUUGGAAAAGAGCACCCCCAUGGGUAGUGGCCCCAAGCCUAGGGGCCCACCCUACACUGUCUCUGGCAGGAAUUCCUAGGGCUCAGCUUGCCUCACUCCAACCCAGUAGAGGCAGCUCUGCUUAUCACUGAGACGUCCUGGGCAAGACCAAUGGGUUCAGUGAUGCCCGCUGGCUCUCUGCCAAAUCCAGGAGGUGGUAUCAGUCUUCAGGAUGCUGCCACCCUGGCCCUCUGAGCCUACAAGGACCUUGCCCCCACCCUGUGACCUCUGGUCUUUGGGUCAGCUUAACCUGUAGGAGACAGGGACUUCUGUUGUCCUGGGAGCUAACUGUCUAAAGCAAAAUCUCUUGUCCCAGAGACACCUAUUGGGCUCCACUGUGUUCCCUGUCAUUAUCCUUUUGUGUUUUGUUUUGUUUUUCUCAUUUUGGCCAAGGGCGGGCUCCCUGGGGCGGGUGGGGAACAACUGCGGAGAUAUAAGUGAUUCAUAGGUUUGUACACUGUUUUAUACUUUGCAAAGCACUUUAUUAGCUCACACCUGUCCACUCACAUGAAACUAGUGUAGGCCCUGGGAGGCCAAGGGUAAUUUUCAUCACGCCCUCAAAUGAAGCACAGAGAGGUUGUUACGUGCCCAGGCCUUCCAGUGAGCUGGCUGGGCCUUGGUCUCCACCUGUGGACCCCUCUAAGGUCCAAGAUGAGAUGAGAAGUGUCUCUUUUAUCCAUCUUUUCCUGGCCUCCUUUCUCCCCUUCCUGGUCCCUCUCCACUCCUCAGGUUGGUGCUCUCACUUCUUGAAUGCUCUAGGCCCCGCAGGCUCCCGUUGGCUCCUAAUACUACCCAGGUCAGCUGAGAAAGAGCAGGAGAUGGAGGCAGGCAGCCCAGGCUGCAGAUGUGAGGGAUGCAAGGCUAGACCCAGAGAGGGCUCAGCCUGGAGGCUUCCAAACUCGGAUUAUCCUGCCUUGUGGUCAUCUGUUUGUCCAUUACCCCAGGACAGAGCAGACAGAGGGGCAAAGCCCUGGGGGUCCCAGAGCCCAGCUUCCCCUCAGCCUGGGGAACAUCAUAGCAUUUCAGUGUCAGUCACAUUUUAAACUGAUCAGCCUUUGUAUAAUGUUUUUUAAAAUCAUUUCUAAAUAAAACAAAAAUACAGUC
This is a messenger RNA of Myotis davidii, 4548 nucleotides long. RefSeq names its product matrix metallopeptidase 24 (gene MMP24). Gene Ontology annotation, biological process: proteolysis; collagen catabolic process; extracellular matrix organization. NCBI's taxonomy places the organism in Eukaryota, Metazoa, Chordata, Mammalia, Chiroptera, Vespertilionidae. The transcript has 8 exons. Gene Ontology annotation, cellular component: extracellular matrix. Gene Ontology annotation, molecular function: metalloendopeptidase activity; zinc ion binding. The coding region runs from base 501 to 2222 and encodes 573 amino acids. The record is from RefSeq and is a predicted model, not a curated record.